ACUCCUCCAGUUCAUGUUCUCUCUCUCUCUCUCUCUCUCUCUCUCUCUCUCUCUCUCUCUCUCUAUUUAUCUGUGGGCCUGUGGCAAGUUCAAUAUUAUUGGAAAGGGUUUGAUUUGCUCUGAUUUCUAAAGCACUCAACAGAGAGUUCAAGUUCAGAGAUCAAAGAAGUGUGCAUGUUGUUUUGAAGAGGAUAGAUGGCUACACUUAGUAAUAUAAUGGUUGCAGCAGCAAUCAAUAUCCUCAGUGCAUUUGCCUUCUUUGUGGCAUUUGCUGUACUUCGCAUCCAGCCUCUCAAUGAUAGAGUCUACUUUCCAAAAUGGUAUUUAAAGGGUUUAAGAAGCAGUCCGUCUCGCGCUGGUGUUUUCGUGCAGAAAUUUGUCAAUUUGGACUACCGGUCAUAUGUGGCGUUUUUGAAUUGGAUGCCAGCUGCUCUGAAAAUGCCGGAACCUGAGCUUAUUGACCAUGCAGGAUUGGACUCUGCUGUUUAUUUGAGGAUAUACUGGACAGGGCUUAAAAUUUUUGUUCCAAUCGCAUUUCUUGCUUUCACAAUCAUGAUUCCGGUUAAUUAUACCAAUGGUACUUUACAGCAUUCCAAUCUAGUAUACAGCGAUAUAGACAAGCUUUCUAUCUCAAACGUUCCAAAUGCAUCACAUAGAUUCUGGACCCAUUUAUUGAUGUCCUAUGUCUUUACCUUCUGGACAUGUUAUGUGUUGAAAAAGGAGUAUGAGACAGUUGCUUCCAUGAGGUUGCAUUUCAUUCAAUCAGAAAAUCGGCGCCCUGAUCAAUUUACGGUACUUGUCAGGAAUGUGCCACCAGACCCCGACGAAUCAGUUAGUGAGCUUGUGGAGCAUUUUUUUCUUGUCAACCAUCCAGAUCAUUAUCUCACUCAUCAGGUUGUAUACAAUGCAAACGAACUUACAAAAUUAGUCGAGGAGAAGAAGAAAAAGCACAACUGGCUUGACUACUAUCAGCUCAAGUUUUCUAGAAACCAAUCAAAGAGACCCUCUGUGAAGACUGGUUAUCUUGGCUUUUGGGGAGAGAAGGUGGAUGCAAUUGAUUUUUAUAAGUCUGAGAUUGAGAGACUAUCAGAAGAAAUAUCAAAAGAGAGAAUGAGGAUUGCUAAAGACCCUAAAUCUAUCAUGCCAGCAUCAUUUGUUUCUUUCAAAGAUCGAUGGGGAGCUGCCGUUUGUGCACAAACUCAACAAUCCAGAAACCCAACUAUAUGGUUAACUGAAUGGGCUCCAGAACCCCGUGAUGUAUAUUGGUGUAACCUGCCGAUUCCAUAUGUUUCACUAACAAUCAGGAGGUUGAUUAGUGGUGUUGCAUUCUUCUUCCUCACCUUCUUCUUCAUGAUUCCCAUAGCAUUUGUACAGUCCCUUGCUAACAUUUCAGGAAUAGAGAAAACAGCUCCCUUCCUUAAGCCCAUAGUUGAAGAGAAGUUUUUCAACUCAAUUAUCCAAGGUUUUCUUCCAGGAAUUGCUCUGAAGCUUUUUCUCAUUUUCCUACCCAGUGUAUUGAUGCUAAUGUCCAAGUUUGAAGGAUACUGUUCCAUAUCAUCAUUAGAGAGGGUAUCUGCAAGUAAAUACUACAUAUUUCUAUUCAUUAAUGUAUUCCUCGGAAGCAUAAUUACCGGCACUGCGUUUCAGCAACUGAACAAUUUCAUACACCAGUCAGCAAACGAAAUCCCAAUGACUAUUGGUGUCUCAAUCCCAAUGAAAGCAACCUUUUUUAUAACGUAUAUUAUGGUUGAUGGGUGGGCUGGAGUUGCUGGGGAGAUUCUAAGGUUGAAACCCUUGAUUUUCUAUCACUUGAAAAACUUCUUCCUUGUGAAGACUGAAAAAGAUCGGGAAGAGGCAAUGGAUCCUGGAAGCCUAGGUUUCAACACGGGCGAACCUCAAAUACAACUCUACUUCUUGCUUGGCCUUGUUUAUGCUGUAGUGACACCAAUACUACUUCCCUUCAUCAUAAUAUUCUUUGGCUUGGCAUAUGUUGUGUAUCGUCAUCAGAUUAUAAAUGUCUACAAUCAGCAGUAUGAGAGCGCUGCAGCAUUUUGGCCUGAUGUUCAUGGUCGCAUCAUAACUGCACUAGUUGUCUCACAAUUACUUCUAAUGGGAUUGUUAAGCACAAAAGAAGCCGCACAAUCGACGCCGUUGCUCAUUACACUCCCAGUUUUAACAGUAUGGUUUCAUAUAUACUGUAGAGGUCGUUAUGAACCAGCUUUCAUCCGAUACCCAUUACAGGAAGCAAUGAUGAAAGAUACCUUGGAACGAACCCGGGAGCCAAACUUGAACUUGAAAGAAUACCUUCGAAGUGCUUACAUCCACCCAGUCUUCAAACAGGAGGAUGAUAGUGAUAGCGAUAGUGAGAGUGAUGUAGGUACUGUCAACUCAGACCGCGAGCCAGAGCUCGUCCCUACUAAACGCCAGUCACGGAGGAACACACCGUUGCCAAGCAAGCACAGUGGGUCUUCUCCACCCUCCAUCUCCGAAGUUCAUGUAAAUUGUCAGCCAUGACAUCUAACCGGCAUAUGUACAUUUCCCAAUUUUUUCCGUUAUUUAUGCUCCUAUAAAGGUCUUGAGGUAGAAUUUGCGGUGUUGUUGGAACAGUUUUUUGCUUCGGCAACUUCGCCUAUUGGUGUGGUGGAAAUUUUGUAGUAAAAGAUUGGGAUGUAUAUAAAGCAGCUUGAGGUUUUCUUGAGAUUUUCUGGGCCAGUCUCAUUAAGAUUUGUGAAAUUGGAUGAGUUUUAUGUGAUUGGAA
Messenger RNA from Rhododendron vialii, 2758 nucleotides. RefSeq names its product calcium permeable stress-gated cation channel 1-like. Bases 196 to 2514 code for a protein of 772 amino acids. Gene Ontology annotation, molecular function: calcium-activated cation channel activity. The record is from RefSeq and is a predicted model, not a curated record. The transcript is spliced from 12 exons. NCBI's taxonomy places the organism in Eukaryota, Viridiplantae, Streptophyta, Magnoliopsida, Ericales, Ericaceae. Gene Ontology annotation, cellular component: plasma membrane.